Molecule: messenger RNA, 2324 nt
Organism: Daktulosphaira vitifoliae (grape phylloxera)
Lineage: Eukaryota; Metazoa; Arthropoda; Insecta; Hemiptera; Phylloxeridae
Exons: 9
Coding region: 103-2184 (693 amino acids)
Biological process (GO): mRNA processing
Cellular component (GO): nucleus
Molecular function (GO): RNA binding
Source: RefSeq, a predicted model, not a curated record
UUGAUAAUACGUUAUCACAAUUAAAGACAAAUUCAAACUACUCUCUUAGAUUUAUGUAAAAUUUAAUUAAUUAACUAAAUUUGUUUUCACUGGUAAAACAUUAUGUCUGGAAAAAUUGACACAUCGAUUAUUUUUGGAUCUCUACUUGAUCCCAUUCAAGAAGAUGAAGUUGUGAAACGUAAAGAUGGCGAACCACAGUUUGUUAAGGAUGAAAAUGGGAGGAGACGAUUUCAUGGAGCUUUUACUGGUGGAUUUUCUGCUGGAUUUUAUAAUACUGUAGGUUCUUUAGAAGGAUGGACACCCAGUAAUUUUAAGUCGUCAAGAGAUUCAAAAGCUUUGUUAAGAUCUCAAAAUGCAUAUGACUUUAUGGAUGAUGAAGACAAAAAAGAUUUGGGAAUUGAUCCAUCUAGUUUAAAAGUUAAAGCUGAGUACAGUGAUAAUUCUUCAAGAAAACGUCAUUUACCAGAAAUUAAUACUGGUCCAAUACCAGGAAAACCUGUUUUAGGAGAAAUAUUAAAACCUAUAAGAGAUACUUGGGGUGUUGAGUUACUUAAAAGUAUGGGGUGGAAACCUGGUCAAGGUGUUGGACCACAAGUUACACAAAAAGAAAAAUUACGAACAAAGAAAGAGCUAGAAACUGUUGGAAUGAAGUUUAAAACCAAUACUGCUUAUGACAAUGAUGAAGAUGAAAUUAAUGAAUUAUUAGGCAAUAUAAAAGUUUCCCCAUUUGAAUAUGAAUCUAUAUCCAUCAAACCUAAAACUGACACUUUCGGAUUAGGAUAUGAAGGUCUCAAACAAGCUAAUGUUUCAUCUAGAUUAACAACUCAAAAUAAGUAUAGUAAACUAACAAUUGGUGGAAAAUCAAUUCAUGGACAGGCAUUUGGUGUUGGGGCUUAUGAAGAUGACGAUGAUGAUAUUUAUGCAAUUGAAGAUAUGACAAAUUAUGAUUUUAGCUUAGAAAAUAAAUCUAUGAAUUUAAAAAAAAAAAAAUAUAUUGAUUGCAUUGAUACUGAUUGUUUAGAAAUUUUUGUAAAUGAAGAUGAUAUUUCAAAAAAUUUAUUUGAAAAAUUACCAUUACCUCCAAAUAUUCCACCUGAUUGGCGACCACAGGGAAUGGCUGAACGAAUUCUUGGUCAAUGUCCAGCUGAUUUUUUUAGUAAUACCAGUGGUACUAAUAAAAAUGUUAAUACAAGACAACGAGAAAUAAAAAAGCAUGAACCUCCACCCAAAGUAGAAGAUUUUAUUAAAAAAGAAGUCCCAAAUUUAUUAUCAACAAUUAUAUCUGAUAAGUUUAUUAGAGCAGUACUACCUGAUGAUUCUACUAAUGCUUUAAUUCCUGUUAAGCGCACCGUAGACCCAACAUUACAAAAACUUCAAGAAGCAGCUGACCAGAAAAAGUAUGGAUUUUGGACUCGCAGAAGUGAGUCAUGGGUGCCUGAUAAACUAUUAUGUAAACGGUUUAAUGUACCUGUACCAAAAGCAACUGUAAUAAAAUAUGAAGAUAAUGGAAGAAAACAUGGUGAAUGUAGCCUUUUUAGCUCUUUAGGAUUUGCACAACCUGAGCCAAUAUUUUAUGAUACAGUUGUUCCUGAUACAAAUUCCUUAAUCACUAAUGAUAUCAAUCAAAUUACAGAAGAUUCAUUAAAUUCUUCUUCAUUAAGGGAGAAAACUAUUGAUUUAGCUGUAAAGCCAAAUGUUGACUUUUUUAAAGAUAUCUUUUUAGAUGAUAGUGAUAUUGAAGAUUCUACUAAUGAACCAAGUGUUAGUGAGACAUCGACCAUUAUAUCUAAUACCAAUUCUAUGACUAAUACAAUAAUUAUAGCAGAAAAGAAACAUGAUACACCAGAAACAAGUCAUGGAACUAAUAAUUUUACACUCUUUCCUCCUAAAGGAAUUUUCGCAAAUUUAAAUUUUGAAGAAUUAUUUGAUAAUAAAAGUAAUAGUAAUAUUGAAAAUAAAAAUAAGUCUGAUAAAGUAUUAGUGGAUGAUAAGCCAUUAUAUGGUCCAUCUGUUUUACCAAUUGUUAGAAAUGUAAGUGUAGUUAGAUCAGUAGUAAAAACUCAAAGUUCAUCUGAUGAAGAAUGGAUAGAAAAGACUGAAAUUAAAAGUAAGAAAUCAAGUCAUAAACACAAUAAACAUAAAAAAAAACAUAAAAAUAAGAAGAAAUCUCAUAAGCACAAAUAGCUACUUAGCAUCUUUUAAUAAUUGAAAAAAGUGAAUUUCAUUUAAUUUUAGGAUUAAUAAUGUACAUAUUUAUUUUAUUAUUCUGACAUAAAAUGUUACUAUUGUUUUAAUUUAAAUAUAUAAUUUUUAAAUUGUGUUUA